UAACCAAACCUUCACUUUCCAAGUAAAUCCAUGAAUAUGAAUCAGUUUAUUAAUAAAUAACAAAUUGAUCAUUAUUUACUUUUGAAGUUGUCAACAUUUUGACCUAAAUUAUCAUCUGUUCAUCUGUGAAUUGAAAUUUAAAUAACAAUUAACAUUAAUCAUCAUUCAAAGUCGUUUAUCGAUCAAUCAACCAGAAACAAAGUAUUAAUUGCGAGAGAAGCUGCAGUUUAUUUCAAUCAAUUAUCAAACAGAAGUGAAAGGAAAAACCGAGAAGUAAACUGAUGUUUCUAUUAAUAAGCAGAGUAGAGCCAAAAAAAGUGUUCAAGUUAAAGUUUAUGUUUAAUUUUCACCCAAAAAAUGGUGUUAAUUGUUGAACGGUUAUUGAUUAAUGGUUAAUGUUGAUUGUGGCCUUACUGACAAUUAACCAGUAAUGGCGAUAACCCAUUGUGACCCUAACCAAGGUCACUUUUUCGAGUGAAGGUUGAAAGAGCAUGCGUAAAAACCUUCUGUUGUAUGUUUUGUUUGACAAUCAAAUAUUCAAUUUCUCUUCAUCUUGUUCUGCACCUUAAUUCAUCUUCUCUUAUCAUUUCUUCAUCUCAUCUUACUUCAUCUUCAUCUUCUUAGUGAUAAUCAUUUUCCUUCAUUUUACCUACAUUAUUCUGUGAUUUGUUGAAAUUCAUAUGUCUAUUAGCAACUGUGAUCUCUCCUGUUACCCAAUUUAUAACAACUGUACAUCAAGCUCUAUCAUCAAGUUGCUCUUCAACUUUAAACCUGGCUCCUUAAUUUCAUCAUAAAUAUUAUAUUUACUUUCAGUGUUUUGAUUGUCAUUUGUUUACCAAUUGUUGUACCAAUUAACAAGAUUGAUCAAAGUCAAUUUAACCAAUUAAAAUUGAUCUCAAUCAAAUUAUUCUCAUAGAAAAGGAUUAUCUAUUUCAGAAUAAGGUUAAGAUCAGAGAAGAGCGGGAGAGACAAUAAAGCGUCUCACUAUCUAACGAUUUCAGAUCAAAGUAUAUUUUGUCCUGAGCUAUAAGAAGUAAAAGGAAAGCGAGAUUGAGGGAGAGGAUGAGAGAAGAAGAGAAAGGAAGAAAGAGAGUGAAAGAGCGAAGAAUGAUGAAUUAAAAUUGAUAUAAGGUAAUCAAAGAUUAAAGAAAGAGAGAGAGAGAGCCAGAAGACAAGUCAUUUAUCUUGAAAUCAUUUUUACCUGUUUGUUGCUGCUUCUCAUCACCGUCAUCUUAAUCUUCACUCUGAACAUCAUUACUAAUCAAGGCGCUACAUCUUUGUCCAUCAUUAACACAAGAAGAAAACAAGUCUCAAAGUUUACAAGUUACUACUUCUCUCAUUCCCAGUUGCUUCAGUUUUUUUCAAACAUCAACUUGAUCGUCAUUUUCAUCAUUAUUAUUAAAUGUGUUCACCUUUUCAAUCAACCAGUUUUCCUGAGUUAAACAUCACUAAACACAAUCCUGUGAUGAAACCUUGUGAUCAACAAAAAAUAUGAGCGCCAACCUCAACAUCAACGUUAACCUUAAUCAAGUGAAAGGAACAAAGACAAGUACAAAGAAACCAUCUUUAGUGAGAACCAGAAAGUGUUAAAUUUAAUUGUUUUCAAUACAAUUCCAAGUUGUUUCUCUUUUUUUUCUUCUAAUUUCUAAAUGUUGUUGUUAACAGCUAAUUGAUGAAGGAAAACAUCUUCCUUAAGAAGUGAGGGUGAAUCUAAUUGUAAAGAAACCAUUUUUGGUUCACAACAAAACAAAAUUGGUUUACAACCAACAAAAACAACAAUCACAAUUACCAGUCAAAUAUUUUCUACAUAACAGUUCAAUUUCAAGGUUUCUACCAGAUCUUUGUAUCGAUCCGUUGCUUUUUUCUUAUUGGUUAAUCAACUUUAUGGUAUUUGGUGAUGAUACAAUUUUUCAACCCAAUGUGUCAUGUUGUCUUAAAUCUUGUCAAAUUCACCAAUUUUCAUCAACGCCAUCUUGACUAUCACUGUCAACCUUUUAUACACAGUUAACAUUGUGAACUCUGUUUCUGUUGUUCUAAUCAUCGUCUGUGUGUCUCCAUUUUUAUUGAAUCUCUCUCACUGCCUAAAAAAUUGUAUUCUUUUUGCUCCAUUCAACAUCAUUAAUAACCUUUUUUGGUGGAUUUUGUCUUCUCUUUCCUGGUCAACUAGUGAACCUUAUUACUAACCAAUCAAUCAUUUGGUUAUUGUGUAUCUGUGGAUUUAUCAAGGUAACAACUACAAAGGGAAAACAGCAAUCAUCAUGUCCAUUUCCAAGGAUGAUGAAAUAGGUGUAAACUCUAGGAUAGUUAAAAAAGGUAUUUUGUGGCAGCAAAAUGGUACCAAAAAAGGAUUAAAAAACAUCUUUAAAAACAAAUGGAAACAACGUUAUUUCAUUUUAACAAAUAGUUAUUUUGCCUGUUUUAAGAAGGAAAAAAGCAAAAUCUGUGAAAUGGGACUCUUUUUAUUUAAAUUGUCGUUAACCGAUAUUAAAACGGUUACAAUGGUCAAUGAUACACUCAAUAUUAACAAUGAUUUCAUCAUUCUCUGGGAUGGUAAUAAUUCACUUAUUACCGAAUGGUUUAACUGUAUUAAUGAUGCUAAAAACAGUUGCCUCAAACGUACCUCAUCAAACAGUUCAUUGAUUAACAGUAAAUCAACUCCUGUUCUUGAUACUAAACGUCUUAACCGAAUUUCAGUUCUGUCUUCCUAUGAACGUCGUCUGUCAUCUAUAUCAUCCUCCUCCUCAUCAUCUCAUCUGAUUCCCGAUCCACCAACUUUUCCUCGUCUGGCACCUCAGUGUAAAGGAGUCAUUUCCAGUACUUCAUCCCAUUUCAACACAACUGGUCCACCAGCUUACCAUCUAAAGCCAUGUCCAUUUACCUUAUCAAUAUCGCCAUCACUUACACAGCGAUCUUUGUACGCCCAGAAAAUACUUUCAUCUUCUUCUUCACCCAGCCCGACACCAACUCAUUCAAGGUUUUUUCGUCCCUUUAAAUCAUCUUUAACUUCAACAACUUCAUCAUCAUUCCUGCAUUAUGCCACCCAGCCAAGAUUGCAAUCAUCUUCCAAUCUAAAAUCGGCAGCAUCUGAAUUUUCCUUCAUCUCACUCAGUUCAUCUGGAGCAUCUUCUCAAGCAUCAGCAGCAGCUAAAGCUCAACAACAACAACAGCAACAACAAAAACAGCUGCAACAGCAGUCAACUCCUCAGAGACACUUGAACCAAAACUCUCACUCAACACUACACCAAACUUUACUCCACCAAACCCUUUCUCGUCACACACCUUCAUUGCCAUCUUUCUCUGGUGGACCACCGUCAACCUGUCCCUCGGACUCACCUAGAUUCCUAUCUUCCUCUCAAAGUCCUUCUCAUGGAUCAUUCGAUUCAGACUCGCCUCCUCCACCACCAGUUCCGCCUCCACGAAUUGGUACAGCUGAUCGAAGGAUAAGACCUUGUUCAUAUUAUGUUGAGCCUGCCAAUAGCUCAUCAAGUUAUUCAUCAAGCUCCUCCAACUCGGCAACAACAACUUCCAUGACAUUGCCAUCCCAUAAUAGGAAAACAUCCCCACUGGCAGAUAAUAUAAAGAAUAGUAAUAAUAACACUUUAAAUAGCCACAAUCACCAUCACCUUAAUAAUAUUAUCAACAACAACAACAAUCACAUGAACACGAUGAAAUCAGGGACAACCAAGAAAAAAUCUCGAAUGUAUCGGAUAAUUGAAAAUUCAAGUCGACAUUUUCGUUGAACCAGAUAAAAUGAAAUUUCCUUGAACACUAUUAGUAUUAUGGCAGGUGAAAAUAAUUCCAUACUUGGUCUGGUUACCUUGGCAAAACAUAGCGAAGUCAAUAGAACCAAAUAAGUGUUCUCUGCGAUAUUAUCACCCGUGCCAAGAUUUAAUGUCCAAUCUUCACUGACCCUUUCCAUGGAGGAACAAACAAAGUCAGCUGAACCUUUGGAAAGGGUAAACAGGGAAAAGAAGAAUCAACUUCUCAAUUUCUUCUACAAUGCCAAUGAUUUUGAUCUCUCAAAUUUUGAAACUCUUUACAAUUUUACAACUUUUAGUGUAUCUAACACUCAACAUUACCAAUGUCUUUUGCAAUCCUUUUUUGUGUGCUUUUGCACCUUUAUUUAUUGAUACUCAGAAUGAACAAGUCAGAAAAAAAGGAGAAAAGAUGAACAAAAAGAUAAAAGGAAAAAGACUAUUUCAAUGGAUCCUGUAACUUAAAAAAAUUAACAGUAAACAAAACUGUUUCAAGCUCGUAACUGGAAUAAUGCUCGGAUUUUGUUUCCUCUUUUUUGUUCAAUUUUCUUUAUCCUCUAUUAUCUUCUUUCUCACCCUGAUCUGAGAUUUUUUCAUGAUCUUUCCAUUUUUUGCCAUGAAAACAUCCUACCUUGUUAUUUCCUCGUCACUUUUGAUUACCAAAUUUUUUCUUUUCCCAAUGAGAUUGAGCCCAUUUGUUAUCCCCAGCUUGAUGAUUUCUAGUUUCUCGUCAAAUUGAAAUUAUCCUCAUCAAUGUUUUUGUAUAAAAAAGUAACCCUUUGAGGCAAAACCAAAUUCAUUUUUCUUCAUAUUUCAUCCUUGUUAACUUUCUCACCAAGUUUAAUCUCCAUUGUUUACCAGCAUCCUCAAACAAAGCAAACAAAGCCAACCAGAAACUCUGUCAAUUUGUGAAAGCAACAUCAAAAAAUCAGCAAGCCAGCAAAAAAAAAGAAACACCAACAACAGAAAAGCCUGUGCAACAGUGAACCUUCCUCAUCUGUAUCAUCACUUAGAUGAAAAUUGAUUUAAUUUUCUUCUCCCUGCUUCCCAUCUUCAUCUUGAAACAUAAUGGUUCUUUAAUGAAAAUCCAGAAAACAAAACCUGAAAAUCAAUGUCAACCUUUUAAUAGCGUCCUUAUUAAACCUUGCACAUCCAUUUUCCGAUUCACUCUCGUUGAUCCAAAAAGAUACUUACCUUUCCCAAACCCUUUUAUUUCAUCUUAUUAACCUUCUCAUUUGCAAAUUGUUGUGAAAAGAAAAAAAAACUGUAAAUGAAAGGUUAAUGAGAAACUUAUAAAUAUAUAUCUCACUCUUUUGUAUCAUGAAGAUUGUAUAAAAAAAGCUAAUACUGAAUACAAAACAAAAUACUGAAUGAAGUAAAAUGAUAAUUGAAAAUGA
Messenger RNA from Tetranychus urticae (two-spotted spider mite), 5152 nucleotides. RefSeq lists its product as uncharacterized. NCBI's taxonomy places the organism in Eukaryota, Metazoa, Arthropoda, Arachnida, Trombidiformes, Tetranychidae. The record is from RefSeq and is a predicted model, not a curated record.